GUUUAAGGAAUCUUCCUCAAAAGUUUCAAAUUUCAUUAUUUGAAACAAUCAAAAAUAAAUUAAAAAAACUGUUUCAUUAAGUUGUUAGUAUGCCGGACCAAAAUGGCAACUCUGCAGAUGAACAAUCGCUUCUGUCAGGACUGGAUUUGUCCAACUUAAACUUCACAUUUUCAUGGAAUGGGACAAUUGACUUGUCAAACUACCCAUUUACAGAUUUCUUUGAAGAUAUCAAUUUGAAUGACUCUCCAAAUGGUGACCUUGGUUAUCAAAAGGACCUGCUCAUGUAUUACCUUAUGGGUAUCUGUGGUAUGACGCUAUGUUGUUUAGGAAUAAUUGGUAACAUCCUUUCUGUGAUCGUUCUUAGCCAACGUCUGAUGCGAUCCUCUACGUAUUCCUACCUCUCUGCUUUAGCCUUAAGUGACACAUUCUUUCUCUUCAUGACCAUGUUACUUCUUAUCAAAGACACAAAAAAGCCUGUCAAAUCAGAAAUUCGAUGGAUGGAGCCAUUUUAUGUUUACAUGUUUCCAUUCGUCCAUCCGGCAGCUCUCACAUUCCAAGUCACGUCAAUAUGGCUGACUCUCGCAUUCACUGUUGACCGCUACAUCAUGAUCUGCCACCCUUUUAAGGCAGAACGCUGGUGCAGUGUGGGACGAGCAAGGAAAGUGAUAUGUGGCCUUGUGACUGCUGGUUUUGUAUAUAACAUUCCACGAUUUUUCGAAUAUAAAGCUGAACAAGAACAGUUCCCCUUACCGCCUGACAUCAUUGCAAACUUUACAAUUCCUUCGCCAAUGCUGAUCAAGUUGACAGAAUUUGGUUCGAGUAACCUUUUUAGAGAGAUUAUACAUUCCUGGCUCUAUCUUAUAUGUGUUGCUGGAAUUCCUUUUUUGGCCUUAGUAGUUCUUAAUACAUUUCUUAUUAGAGCUGUUCAUGAGUCACGUAAAAAAGGAUUGCAGCUCAAUUCUAAAGAAAAGCGUAGGAAUGACACAACGAUAAUGUUGAUAGGUGUUGUGAUCAUUUUUCUGUUAUGUCAAGGUCCUGCUCUAAUAUCGAGAAUGAUUUGGGCACUAGAUUUUAAUGCUGCCUUUGUUUCGUUGUCUUGGUAUACUUUUAAUGAAGUAUCCAACUUUCUAGUUAUAAUCAAUUCUGCCAUAAAUAUAGUGCCAUAUUACUUCUUUGGAAAGAAAUUCAGACGACAAUUUUGGCGUACGUUUUGUUCAUGUAUAUUAACUAAGGAAGAGAUUCGUCGCCUAGCGCGCAGCCUAAGUAUAACGAUUGAUAAUCGUAGGGCCAGCAACAUAAGUAACCCACAGGCCCAGCAUGUGAAUAGUUGUCGAGCAAGCAGUGAGGACAACAGGAAAAGACAUAAGAACAGCAUCGCCAUACCUCUGAUACCAAAUGUGCAGCGGUCAUCAUUCGAGGAAUUAAAUGUUCCACCACUCACCUACAGAGGUAACCAUGACAGCUUUUCCUCUACUGGGUCAGGACACGAACUGCCUGACCCGGCUCCGUCUGCUGAACCCUGCAAGCUCAUGGUCAAUCUAGAAACUAAUGGAAAUUGUGAGAUGAUCAAACUUGAUACCACAGUGUCCUGUGACAAGUGUCAAAAUUAUAAUGCUAUAUUAUGACUAUAAAGUCAAUUUAUGUCAUGUAAGACAUGUGAUGAUCAUGUGACGAUAAUUAUAUUUAUACAUGUAUGUAAGAAAUAUAGAAACGCAAUAUUUCUAUGUAAAAUUCCAGCUUUGUGUUUAUAUAUCCCCAGCAAUACUUACAAGGUGCCUUGUGCUAGGUACUUGUUUUUGCUCAAUGUUACCACACAGCCAGUUAUUUAUGUGGGGGUUGAUAUUUUUUUCUGAUUGUGAAAGCUUGAUCUGUGAAAUAAUACAAAACAUUCAAAUGUUAUUAAUGAUAGAAACCUCAACUGAAUGCUAUUGUCAUAUUGAUGUUGUUAUCAGCAAACUCCCACAUCGGCAGUCUCUCAAAUAUCAAAAGAUGUUCAGAAAGCAGGACUUGUUUAGAUAACAUGUUACAGAACAUGUGGCAUAAAACAACUAUUGGUACAUCUAUUAUUGUAAACAUUUUAAAAUCACACUAUGCUAUAAUGUGUAUGCUGGGCCCAUUUUAGCGUAUCAAAAUCCCCUAAAAAAUGGAAUAAGUAUCUACUCUAAAGGACCAAGGAACCAAAUAAAACAUUUUCCACAUAGAGGGCAGUUGUAGAUGUGAACUAAAGUGCUGAGACCUGACACAGCUAUACGGUACACUAAAGACACAUCAGUAAUAUCCCUAGUACACAGUAUUAAACAUGUCUUGAAGCAUGAAACCUUGUCUGAAAUCUUGACAACAGGAGCAAUAUUCACAUGAAAUAUAUGCAUAUCCUGAUAUAUCCAGAUUGCAAAACUUGAAUUUUUGAGUGGCAGUUGCGAAAAUUUAGAAUCACAAAAAUAACUGACUGUAUGGUAUAUUGAUUAUCGUAAUUAUUCAUGUCAUCCUUUCACGUUGCGAACUUUGCAGCCUGAAGUUUACAGGGAAAGAUAAAUACUCAGUCUAUAUUAAUGCUGUUGCAUGACAUGGUGUAUGGCAUCCGUCAAGUUUUUCUUUAAGCAAUUUCUUUUCAAAGAACUAUUUGAUUUAGAAUAUACUAUCAUGAGGUAUUUGGCAAGCAGGUUUGUUGGAUGAAACUCAAGUUUCCAAAAAAAUUGCCAGGACCGUUUCAGAAUCCAGGUAGUCAAAUUAGAAAAAAAUGUAAAUGACUUCUUAUGAUAAACCAAAAGGCUUUGAAUCAUGAUAUUUGGCAAAUAGUUGGUAGGUUCCUGGGAUGAGUUGAAAAAAUGUUUACUUAAAGAAAUAACUUUGACUCAUAGUAAAGGUCACCAGGGUCAUCUUUGUUGAACUGAUGUGAAUGACACUAUCUGAUUAACCGAAAGACCUCGAGAGUCAUUCAUUAGAAGUGACGAUAAAGCUUUUAGCAUUUUGGUAUGUAACUAUUUUUCCAAAUUUGAAAGCCUCAUAAAAUUGAAAUGAAGUCUUCCAGAAAGGGACCCAUCAGUUUUAAAGUAUGCAGCCUAGAUUGUAUAAGUGUACUUAAUUUGAGACACACUUUAAAAUGAUAUACACGCUGAAGAUUUUAGGAGAUCUGCGGAAACCAGGCCUUGAUUGCCCAAAGCUUGGUGAGAGUUGCAGUAACUUGUGGUUAGUGGAAGAUUUAAAUUGUUCCCAUUGAAAGAACAAGGACAUUCACUGUAAAACUGACACUUACAUAAAAUAUAUCAAUCAGACCUGUUUCAUUAAGUCUACACAGUUUUGUUUAAUUCAUAUUUGAAAUUUUUCACUAACCACUGGUUAUAAUGCUAAGGAAGCUUUGAGCAACUGAGGACAAACAGCCAACUCUGACAACUCUCUGUGUUAAGCCCAUAUAAUAAAAAAAACUUAGUCCCUUAGAUGUUUGUUUUAGACAGGUUUAACACAUGGUCCUUAAAGUGUUUGUUUUAGACAGGUUAACAGUGAUUAUCACAAUGAGCAGUAUAAUUCCCAUGACAAAAGAAAGUAUCCUUUAUGUUGUUCUGUUUAUUUCCUAUUGAAUAUAUUUAUUUGUAAAUGAGAUUAACACUUUCUUAUGAAAAAGAUUAAUCUGGAAUUGAAAUUAAAAUAAUUUAUUACUU
Ylistrum balloti is the source of this 3656-nucleotide messenger RNA. RefSeq names its product FMRFamide receptor-like. Bases 90 to 1625 code for a protein of 511 amino acids. Gene Ontology annotation, cellular component: membrane. Gene Ontology annotation, biological process: G protein-coupled receptor signaling pathway. The record is from RefSeq and is a predicted model, not a curated record. Lineage: Eukaryota; Metazoa; Mollusca; Bivalvia; Pectinida; Pectinidae. Gene Ontology annotation, molecular function: G protein-coupled receptor activity. The transcript has a single exon.